AUGGCUCAGCUGGUGGAGUGCGUCCCAAACUUCUCCGAGGGCCGAAACCAAGAGGUGAUCGAUGCGAUCUCAUUGGCUAUCUCCGAGUCCCCCGGCUGCAGCCUGCUGGACGUGGACUCCGGAGCCUCCACCAACCGGACGGUGUUCACCUUCGUGGGCUCGCCGGCCGCCGUGGUGGACGGGGCCCUGAACGCAGCACGCCAAGCCUUCAGCCGCAUCGACAUGGCAACGCACUCAGGUGAGCAUCCUCGGACCGGAGCACUGGAAUUGUUUAUGUCUACAGAUCCCAUCUAUGACUACAUGUAUCUGUGCGGAGAAGCAGCACGGAGAGAAACCAGGAGAAAUCUCCCGUCUGUCCGAGCUGGAGAGUAUGAAGCUUUACCUGACAAGUUGAAGCUUGCUGAUUGGUCCCCUGACUUCGGCCCGGCGGAGUUCGUGCCAUCGUGGGGCGCCACGGUAACCGGUGCUCGUAAGUUCCUGAUCGCCUUCAACGUGAACGUGAUCGGCACCAAGGAGCAGGCGCACCGCAUCGCGCUGGACAUCAGGGAGCAGGGCGGCGGGAAGACACAGCCGGGGCGUCUGCAGAAGGUGCAGGGGAUGGGCUGGUACCUGGACGAGUCCAACAUGGCCCAGGUGUCCACCAACAUCCUGGACUACGAGCUGACCCCCCUCCACACGGUGCACCAGGAGAUCUGCAGCAUCGCACAGGAGCUGAAGCUGCCAGUUGUGGGCUCUCAGAUUGUGGGUCUGAUUCCUCUGAAAGCCGUCAUGGACUCGGCCGACUUCUUCAUCCAGAGCGGGCUCUUCAUCCUGGAAGAGGAGCACAAAGUCCGCCUGGUGAUCAGUAAACUGGGCCUGGACUCUCUCGGCCCAUUCAACCCCAAGGACAGAAUCAUAGAGUACAUGGUGCAGUCUGGGGACGACAGCCGUCUGGUGUCUCUCUCUCUGCAGCAGUUCGUUCAGAGCGUUGGCGCUCGCACGGCGGCUCCUGGCGGAGGAUCGGUUUCUGCUGCCGUUGCUGCUAUGGGCGCGGCGCUGGGCGCCAUGGUGGGUCAGAUGACCUACGGGAAGCGCCAGUUUGACCAUCUGGACGGAGUGAUGCGGCGCCUGAUUCCUCCGUUCCACCAGGCGGCGAAAGAGCUCCUAAACAUGGUGGACGCCGACUCCACCGCCUUUAACAGCUACAUGGCAGCGCUGAAGAUGCCAACCUCAGCAGAGGAAAUAAAGAGGAGAGAGGUGAUGAUGCAGGCUGGUCUGCAGCGAGCGGUAAGCGUGCCGUUGGCUCUGGCCGAGAGGGUCAAUGUCCUCUGGGCGCCGCUUAAAGAAAUGGUCGUCAACGGCAACAUCGCCUGCAAGUCGGACGCUCAGGUGGCGGCGAAGGCGUUGGAGACGGCGGUGUUCGGGGCGUAUUACAACGUCACGAUCAACCUCAACGACAUCACAGACCAAGACUUCAAGAUGGCCGUAAGUCUCCUCGCGGCAGCGUUGCUGCAGGAAGCGAAGGAGGCCGCUGCCGUCCUGCUCGCUGCUGACCACAGGAAGUGAUGUCAUCUCCAUCUUGCUGACCACAGGAAGUGAUGUCAUCUUCUUCAGUGUUGAACUUCUGAC
Perca flavescens (yellow perch) is the source of this 1608-nucleotide messenger RNA. RefSeq names its product formimidoyltransferase-cyclodeaminase-like. The record is from RefSeq and is a predicted model, not a curated record. Gene Ontology annotation, molecular function: transferase activity; folic acid binding. Lineage: Eukaryota; Metazoa; Chordata; Actinopteri; Perciformes; Percidae.